Molecule: messenger RNA, 2021 nt
Organism: Oenanthe melanoleuca
Lineage: Eukaryota; Metazoa; Chordata; Aves; Passeriformes; Muscicapidae
Product: C4b-binding protein alpha chain-like
Exons: 8
Coding region: 36-1355 (439 amino acids)
Source: RefSeq, a predicted model, not a curated record
CCUGGGGACAUCUCGGGGACAUCUCUGAGCCCAGCAUGGCCCAGCUCCUGCUGGCAGGGCUGCUGCUGCUGCUGCUGCCCGCGGGGACCCGCGGGGCUCAGUGUCCCGUCCCCCACAUUGCCCACGGGCAGCUGAGCUCUGCAGGGAACUUCACCUCGGGCAGCACAGCCCGGCUGGAGUGCGAGCCCGGCUUUGUGCCCUCGGGCACGGGCACGGUGAGGUGCACCUUCAACGGCAGGUGGUACCCAUGGGUGCCCUCCUGUGUGCCAGGGCAGUGUCCCCACCCUCCCCCUGUGGAAUUCGCCGACCCCCAGCCCCGUCGGGAGUUCCUGGUCGGUUCCACCCUGAGCUACUCCUGCAGACCCGGCUUCUCCUCCAUCCCCGGCGUGUCCCCAACGAUAACCUGUCUGCAGAACUUCUCGUGGUCCUCGGUGCCCAGGCUGUGCCAGAAGGUGCAGUGCCCCAGCCCGGCCAUCCCGCACGGCAGAGCCGCCAGCCCCGGCGGGGCCCCGCACAGCUUCGGGCAGCAGCUGCAGUUCCAGUGCGAGCCGGGCUACGUGCUGCGGGGCAGCGGGAGGGCGCAGUGCUCGGCGGACGGCACCUGGAGCCCCGCCGUGCCCUACUGCCUCGGGGUCUGUGACCCCCCUCCCAAAAUCGCCCACGGGCAGCACUCUGCCUCUGGGGUGAAGCAGUUCCCCUAUGGCUCUGAGGUCAAGUACAGCUGUGCAGAGGGGCUGUCCCUGAUCGGGAGCGAGUCCCUGUUCUGCACCUCCGGGGAUGGGGAGAACCUGACCUGGAGCGGGGCUGCCCCGGAGUGCAGGGCGGUUCGCUGUCCCCAGCCCGUGCUGCAGAGGGGCACGGUGAGCCCCCAGACCUUCACUUUUCCCUACGGGCUGCUGCUGCACUUCUCCUGCCAGCCAGGCUUCGGGCUGCAGGGCGCUGCCCAGAGCCAGUGCCAGGCUGAUGGCACCUGGCACCCGCCCCUGCCCACCUGCCAGCCAGUUCUGUGUCCACAACCACGAGUGCCCUAUGGGAGGGUGAAGAGCCCUUUGGGUGGCAGGAGGUGGUACCAGACCAAUGACACUGUCACCUUCCAGUGCCUCCCUGGCUACCAGCUCCCAGACAAUGGAAUGAUGCCUUUGGAAGAGUCCUGGACAGCCACGUGCUUGCCUGAUGGCAGCUGGACACCACUGCCCAAGUGUGUGAAAGAAGGUGAUGCUGAUGUGUGUCAAGAGGUCCAUUACAUUAAAUCAGUCUUUGAAUGUGGGGUGCCUGUAGAAGAAGUGAAAAAUCUGCUGGAAAUACAGAAACUCUUCCUGGAGAUUAAAAAACUAGAGAUGGAAUUAGAAAACUGAAAUGAAACCAGAACCCUGUAACUCUCACCUUUCCUUUGGUGAGCUCAGUUUGUGCAGUCACAGCAUCUCUAAGAUCUCUGGGUGAUUUUAUGGUUUGUGUGUGCAUGGCUGGAGCCAGAACAAUACUCACCAGUGCAUGGGAGGCUGCUUUUGCUGUGCUGGAUGCCAGAGCAGGGAGUGGGCUUUGCUCUAACCUGCAAGCUUGAAUUGCUCUUUAACUAAUAAAUUGUUUCACAUUUCAUAUUAGGAAGCAUAGAAAGAGUUUCAAUUUAGCUUUUUUUUAAUCACUGUUGUAAGCUGAGGGAAAUGGGAGUGAAAAAAGCUGAGAUGAGUCCAGAGCUGGCUCUGAAGGUGUUUGUGCUGCCAUGGUCCAGCUGGGCUUUGGGUACAUCUGCAGGAAGCAGUGGUGCAACAAGUGAUAAACAUUUAAAUCUGAUUUUGGGUAAGGGCAGCUCACAAGAAGUGCAUUGUAAAGGCUGCAUUUGCCUCACCCCUGGAUUUAGGCAGGAACAGGUUCCUGGCUGUGCCAAAUAUCCCAGCUGGUGUCGUCUUCCACAUCCCUGUUUGUGGUGAGCAAAUGCCAGGAGCAGGUGCUGGAAUUCAGCCAGUUCCAGGUGCAGAGGGUGAGGCAGCCAAUUCCUGUUCCUCAAUAAAUGCUGCUCAGAC